This is a messenger RNA of Trichomonas vaginalis G3, 687 nucleotides long. RefSeq lists its product as uncharacterized. Lineage: Eukaryota; Parabasalia; Trichomonadida; Trichomonadidae. The annotation marks the transcript as partial. The transcript has a single exon. The record is from RefSeq and is a predicted model, not a curated record.
GGAAGAACAAUAUUAUUGAAGAACUUUAAUGUUUUGAGAUAUAAUGAUGAAACAAAGAAGCAAGAUAGUUUCCCUGUUGCUGUGUAUGUGAACUUAGAUACAGGAGAUGACAUGAAAGUUUUUAAUACAAAGCUUCAAACGGUAGUGAGAGAACAACUUACUGCGGAAGGGCAUCCAUUACCUUCAGAAGUUACCAUAGCAUAUAAUUUUGAAACAAACUCAAUAGAUUUUAAAGUCGUCUCUGCAAAGAAGUCAGGUUUUACAUUUAAUGAAGCAGAUGUAUAUUCGAAUGAAAACUUCAAAGCUAUUGCAUGGUUAGAUAAUGACGAUUGCUUUAAGAAAAUCUUUAAAUUCAGUGACUCAACAAUGUCAAUAGAUGACCUUCGUGGAAUGUUACCAUCGACGUUUACAGUAGAAGGUUCAGCAGGAUUGCUUACAAGAUUGUCAAUUGGUGGUAUUUGGUCUCGUGAGAACAUUGUUAUAAAAUCCAGUAUAAGUGAAUUUGCUGAAGAAUCUAUAUUAUGUCUUUCAAACUAUAUGUAUUCGCCGCCGAAGCAUUAUAGUAUAACAAACUUUGUCAGUAAGUUUAACAUAAGACUUGUCGAACCUUCUUCAAUGAAAGAUGUUGUGCUACCCAAAGACGGAAAGGAUGGACUCAUUAUUGAGAUGAUUUUAAUAGCAUAUUAA